Messenger RNA from Sitophilus oryzae (rice weevil), 1508 nucleotides. RefSeq names its product WD repeat-containing protein 89. The record is from RefSeq and is a predicted model, not a curated record. Lineage: Eukaryota; Metazoa; Arthropoda; Insecta; Coleoptera; Curculionidae. The transcript has 6 exons. The coding region runs from base 123 to 1247 and encodes 374 amino acids. Gene Ontology annotation, molecular function: protein binding.
AUGCCAAGUCAGAGAUAUAGAGAUUUAAUUUAACCUAGAAUUUUUUGAUUAACUGUGGGCAUGCUGAAGAUUGAAUUUAAUUAAAUGAAAACCACAAGAAAAAGAUUCAAAAAUGUAUUAAAAUGAAAAUGCACGAUGGAAAAGAACAUGAUAGCGAUAAUGAAAGCGGAAGUGACACCUGUGAUAUUAGUGAAGUAAACGAAAGUUUAUCUAACUGUGAACAUGUCCAUGUUCAGCCAGUAGGUUCGCAAUAUAUCCUGCAUAUAUCAGCUACCAGAGAAGUAUAUCCUUACAUAGCAGCAGCUUUGUCCGAUCAUUCAACCGAUGUGUUCUGCACAAAUGAGAGUGGCCUGGAAAAAAUUACUCGACUUUCAGAGCACACAAAAAGACUGGUCGAUUGUAAGUUUGUUGAUCACAGUAAUAAUUUGCUUUAUACUGCUUCAAAUGAUGGUACGAUUAAGUUAUGGGACCUGAGAGAGUUUUCAAAGAGUGUUACUACAUUUAAUGACACUACUCUGAAUGAACCCAGUACAGUUAGAUGUUUUAAUUCGUUUGAUGUAGCGCCUUGUAAUAGAAUAAUUGCCGCUGGUACUGAAUUCGCCCAAACUGAUGCUUUUAUAUUAUUUUGGGAUGUAAGAAAUACGAAAUUGUUAGGAGCUUAUUGGGAAUCUCACUCGGAUGAUAUUACUCAAGUUAAGUUUAAACCUAGCGACACCAAUACACUAAUGUCAGGCUCAACAGAUGGACUGAUAAAUAUUUACAACUUGUCUGAAUCGCGUGAGGAAGAUGCCUUCACUGAUUGUUUUAACACGGAUGGUUUCGUUGACAACUUGCAGUGGUUUGAGGAAGAUGGUAAAACAAGAAUUAGUUGUAUCACAUCGACAAUUGAAUUACAACUAUGGGAUGUAGAUAGUGCAGAAAAAUAUAAACAUAUUGAUCGAGAAGAUUUAGGAAACAUAAUUAAGGGGACAACAGAUAAUACCUAUUUAGCUAGUGUCCAUCAGAUUCAAGACUCUUUAUUUGUUCUUGCCGGUUCGAAGGCUUCACAAGGAUAUUUCCUGUAUAGUUUUCAGGUUAAAAAUGGAGAAUACUAUCCAGCAUUUAGAUUCGACAACAGUAGGCAAAGGGUUAGAGCAAGUUGGUUAAAUACAGAUACUAAUCUGUUAAUCACAGGAGGCGAAAGCGGUAAGUUAGACUUGUGGAGACCCGAUUUAAGCACACUAAACUACAAAACUAAGCGGAAAUAAAACCACACUUGUAUUUUUUUAAUAUAUAUAUUUGUAUUUCUUAAAAUAACUCUUCAAUUACCAAAUCCCUUAAAUUAUUUCAUGUCAAAAUUAGUACGGAAUAUUUUUCCGAAAAUAUUCCACUCUUAACUGAAAAAAAUCGAAACGUGGCAACCUCGGAGAAGAAUAUUACUAAUAAAAUUAAUUAUUAAAGAGAAAUGAAAAAAAAAGUCGAUUAAGAUGAGCGUAUAUACAGUUCUCUAUACGGGGUAACAAAAAAAA